CAGCAAGAGCUGUGGUCUCUCUAUGAAGAAGAAAAAAGAAGAGCGCCCUCUGCAGGCAAGGCUGUUUGCACUAAGCUCUUGAUCCCAAGCAUCGCCAUAUUGACGUCCCAACAACGUUGAGAGGAGAUAUUGCCUUGGUGUAGACCCCAGUGAUGACUGCAUUGAACCCUGUACCUCCUGAUUAGACUGGUUGGAUGCCCCGUUUUAGCAUUCAGUUUUCUUACCAUAAAGGCGUCUCAGCUACUCCUGUUCAAACUCAUCUGUCACAAUCAUCCUGGAGGGAACCUCCAAGGAGAUUUAGAGAAGAUCUUGUGUAGAAUAUGUCUGGCCCUGUUCCAAGCCGCUCUCGAGUUUACCCUGAUGUAAACACACAGAGGCCUCGGGAAUAUUGGGACUAUGAGUCCCAUGUUGUUGAAUGGGGGAACCAAGACGACUACCAGCUAGUCAGAAAACUAGGCAGAGGCAAAUAUAGUGAAGUCUUUGAAGCCAUAAACAUCACAAACAAUGAAAAAGUCGUCGUCAAAAUACUGAAGCCGGUGAAAAAAAAGAAAAUCAAAAGAGAAAUAAAGAUCCUGGAGAACCUGAGAGGUGGUCCAAACAUCAUCUCACUCUUAGAUAUUGUCAAGGAUCCUGUGUCCCGAACCCCUGCUCUUGUUUUUGAGCAUGUCAACAAUACGGACUUUAAACAACUGUAUCAAACCCUGUCUGAUUUUGACAUUCGGUUUUAUAUGUAUGAAAUCUUGAAGGCUCUUGAUUAUUGCCACAGUAUGGGGAUUAUGCACAGAGAUGUUAAGCCACACAAUGUAAUGAUUGACCACGAACACAGAAAGCUCCGCCUGAUUGACUGGGGCUUGGCAGAGUUCUAUCACCCAAACCAGGAAUACAAUGUGAGAGUGGCGUCCAGGUACUUCAAAGGACCUGAACUGCUGGUGGACUACCAGAUGUAUGACUACAGCUUGGACAUGUGGAGUUUGGGAUGCAUGCUGGCCAGCAUGAUCUUCAGAAAGGAGCCCUUCUUUCACGGACAUGACAACUACGAUCAGCUUGUGCGAAUCGCAAAAGUCCUUGGCACUGAGGACCUGUACGACUACAUCGACAAGUACAACAUUGAACUAGAUCCACGGUUCAAUGACAUUCUCGGAAGACACUCCCGUAAAAGGUGGGAGAGAUUCGUGCACAGUGAGAACCAGCACCUGGUCAGCACAGAGGCUCUGGACUUCCUGGACAAAUUACUGCGCUAUGACCAUCAAGCCCGCCUCACAGCUAGAGAGGCCAUGGAUCAUCCCUACUUCUAUCCCAUCGUCAAAGAUCAGGGAAGGGGGGCCACUCCCGGAGGAAUGGCUGCCAGCUCAACACCAGUCAGCUCCUCUAGUAUGAUGGCUGGUAUCACCUCAAUGUCCUCCUCACAGCCACUGGCUAACAUUGCUGGAUCACCUGUCAUCUCUGCCCCCAACACUCUGGCCACACAAGUCCCAGCAGCCACCGGGGCUCAACCCUGAAGCCACCUCCUCACCUAUGUCUGUGUGUGCUCAUGGCCAUGUCCUGCCGAGCUCUCAGCUAAAGGCCAAGGCCAUGGCUCCCCUUUUUUUUAUGUUGAACUACAGAGAAGAUUUAAAUUGAUUUUCACGUUAUAUUUUGACAUCUGGACUUGACAGAAAUGUAUUGUUGCACCUGUCAGGAUUAUUAGAAUUAAUUUGGGUGUGUUAUUUCACAAUGCCAGUGUCUAGAAAUUCUAAUAAGAUGUAGACAUGAAGAGAAUGGAUAAUAAAAUUUAUUUUGUAUGUUCCAAAUAUACAGUCUUGCUUGAAACUGUUUGUUGGGGGAUCCUGCUGUUGUAUUACACUGUGAACCUUUACACGACUUCACAAAACAAGUCAGGAGUCUGGUGUACCCCACUUAACAGUGCUCGAUGGUUGCACACAUUAUGUGCAGGAGUUGUUGGUGUUUUGAAGUUGUUAGAUGCUAUCAUUCUUUAAUUGGACUUUUGUAGAUAUUCUACAGUUACUGUCAGGUUGCAUGCACCCAAUGCUGAGUAUCACAGGGUCAAUAGUUUGCCAAUUUUAUGUUACUUUCACCUCUGUAUGUGUACGUAUGUGUUCAUGUUUGUUUUUUAUGAAGUCUCUUACACAUGAUUUUGAUUACAUAGACAAUUUUGUAACUUUUUGUUUUAUGUUGGGAGGAGUCUCAUCACUUGCAAAAAACAACUUCAGAAAUAAACAAUUUAAACAGGUCUUUCCGGCCACUACA
This is a messenger RNA of Myripristis murdjan (pinecone soldierfish), 2247 nucleotides long. RefSeq names its product casein kinase II subunit alpha-like. Bases 321 to 1499 code for a protein of 392 amino acids. Gene Ontology annotation, biological process: peptidyl-serine phosphorylation; peptidyl-threonine phosphorylation; regulation of cell cycle. The record is from RefSeq and is a predicted model, not a curated record. Gene Ontology annotation, molecular function: ATP binding; protein serine/threonine kinase activity. Lineage: Eukaryota; Metazoa; Chordata; Actinopteri; Holocentriformes; Holocentridae. The transcript has 15 exons. Gene Ontology annotation, cellular component: nucleus; protein kinase CK2 complex; cytosol.